GCUUGACUUUGAGAGUAAACAACAACAACUUGAACCUUCUUCGUAGAUGGCGUAGGAAAGAAACACGCGACAUCUACUUUCUACUUCCUUCACCAUCCACUUUAAUAAACCCUAAUAAUAGCUUCUCAAUCUCCAUUUCAAGUAAAUUCUGUUUAAUCAGAAACCAAAUCUAAAUCUAAAUCUAUGGCUUCUGUUUCUACUAAAUCUUCUGUUAUUAUUACUUUAAUAAUAGUGUUUUUAGUUUAUUCUCCGACAGUAAGUUACUGUAAUGAAUUCCAAACAUUUGGUUAUGAGAUUCAUCAUAGAUUUUCUGAUCCAGUUAAAGGUAUGAUGGGUGUUGAUGAUUUGCCGACAGUAGGUAGUCUUGAAUAUUAUGAAGCUAUGGUUCAUCGUGAUAAAGUUUUCCGUGGUCGUGGUCUUGCUGAAAAGGGCGGUGAUGAUGAUGUUAAUAAGCAGUUGGCUACUUUUUCUGGUGGAAAUGAGACUUUUCGACUUGCUUCACUUGGAUUUUUACACUAUGCGAAUGUUUCAUUGGGGACACCAAGUUUGUCGUUCUUGGUUGCGCUUGAUACCGGAAGCGACUUGUUCUGGGUGCCAUGUGAUUGUAGUAAUAACUGCGUUCGGAGCCUUAUGACAAGAUCUGGAGCUGAAAUAAAUCUCAGCAUUUACAGUAGUGACUCAUCAUCUACAAGUAAAGAUGUUUCCUGCAACAGUAGCUUAUGUGAGCUCCAAAGAGGAUGCUUUGAGCCAUCUAGCCAAUGUCCAUAUAAAGUUUUAUAUCUUUCUAAUAAUACUGCAUCUUCCGGAAUUUUGGUAGAGGAUGUGUUGCAUUUGACAACGGACAAUCAUAAGCCAAAAGCUUUCGAUGCUAGGAUAACAUUUGGUUGUGGUCAGGUUCAGACUGGCUCAUUUUUGGACGGUGCAGCUCCCAAUGGGUUAUUUGGGCUUGGAAUGGAUAAGACAUCUGUUCCUAGCAUUUUGUCAAGCAAAGGCCUAGUAGCAGAUUCUUUUUCCAUGUGCUUUGGACCUGAUGGGGUUGGAAGAAUAAGCUUUGGGGACAAAGGCAGCACAGACCAAGAAGAGACUCCAUUUAAUAUUCUCAAGCAGCAACACCCGACGUAUAACGUUACCGUGACUCAAUUAAGUGUGGAAAACAAUCUAAGUGACCUGGAUUUUAAUGCAAUUUUUGACUCCGGCACCUCAUUUACAUACUUAAAUGAUCCAGCAUACACCGCUAUAUGUGACAGUUUUGACUCACAAGCUAUACAUGAACGACGUUCUCCUGAUCCCAGGAUUCCUUUUGAAUACUGUUACGAUGUUAGUUCAAAUGAGUUGUUAGUACCAAACGUGACUUUAAUCAUGGAAGGUGGGAGCAAGUUCAAUGUUUAUGAGCCAAUAAUUGUAAUCUCUAAUGGGGCCUCAUACGCGUAUUGCUUGGGCGUUGUCAAGAGUCCAACUGUGAAUAUCAUCGGACAAAACUUUAUGACUGGUCAGCGUAUUGUUUUUGACCGGGAGAAAAUGGUGUUAGGCUGGAAGGCGUCAAACUGUGAUGAAAUUGUUGAUCCAAGUACCCAGCCAAGAAAUCCUCGAAAUUCCAAAGAGUCACCCCCAGCAACAGCAGUUCAACCACAUUUCACACCUGGAACUCCUAGGACUGGUUUAAAUUCUGGGGCACCACAAUUUUCAGUUAGCAAGCCACAAAAUUUCUACCUCCUCGCCACCUCGCUUUUGAUGCUAUUACUUACCAUUUUGCCGAUUGUUUGAUUAUUCCUUGUGUACACAUAGAAGUAGAUAUAGUAAAAUUCCUACGCUAUUUACUUGUAGUUUUUUUAUUAUUCUUAUAGUUUUCUUAUUACCAAGGAGGUUUCUGGCCGCCCCUUUUUUGUUUAUUUUUUGAGGCCAGUUAAAUUAUAUCAGGUUGUAAAUAUUACACCCAUGUAUUGUUAAUAGAAAAGAUGAGGAAAAUGAUCAAUAUAUGAUUGUUUAUAUUUUGCUUAGUGUCAGAAAA
Messenger RNA from Papaver somniferum (opium poppy), 2008 nucleotides. Its product is annotated as aspartyl protease family protein 1-like. Gene Ontology annotation, biological process: proteolysis. NCBI's taxonomy places the organism in Eukaryota, Viridiplantae, Streptophyta, Magnoliopsida, Ranunculales, Papaveraceae. The transcript has 10 exons. The record is from RefSeq and is a predicted model, not a curated record. Bases 184 to 1764 code for a protein of 526 amino acids. Gene Ontology annotation, molecular function: aspartic-type endopeptidase activity.